Molecule: messenger RNA, 2876 nt
Organism: Hyalella azteca
Lineage: Eukaryota; Metazoa; Arthropoda; Malacostraca; Amphipoda; Hyalellidae
Gene: CaBP1
Product: protein disulfide-isomerase A6 homolog
Exons: 3
Coding region: 179-2278 (699 amino acids)
Biological process (GO): response to endoplasmic reticulum stress
Cellular component (GO): endoplasmic reticulum lumen
Molecular function (GO): protein-disulfide reductase activity; protein disulfide isomerase activity
Source: RefSeq, a predicted model, not a curated record
UUGAUACUGAACGCGUAGCAUGCACUGUGUUUACGCCAAGUGUCAGUAGGUUGCUAGGCCGCGUCGUGAGAAGAGGCAAGUGUUGUGAAACUAUCGCACCAGUGUCAGUCUCUGUGUGGGCGUCGUUUCUGUUAAAAUCCUGUUUCGAUUUGAGGCAGACAAUAUCAUCAGAGAAACUAUGAUCAUUUUUGGUAUUUUGGUGCUUGCUUGUGGAGCAUCGGCCCUCUACUCUCCCUCGGACGAUGUUGUCACCUUAUCUCCAGCCACAUUUGAACAGAGAGUCCUGAAGAGUGAUGAGGUCUGGAUUGUUGAGUUCUUUGCCCCUUGGUGUGGGCACUGCAAAGCUCUCACUCCUGAGUACAAAAAGGCUGCCACUGCCCUCAAAGGAGUUGUGAAAUUAGGAGCUGUUGAUGCUGACGAGCACAAGUCAUUGGGAGGUCAGUAUGGUGUACGGGGCUUCCCAACAAUUAAAAUCUUUGGCAUUGAUAAAAACAAGCCAGAAGAUUUCAAUGGACAGAGAACAGCGCAGGGAAUUGUUGAUGCUGCUCUCAAAGCAGCAAAGGAAAAAGUAAAUUUCCAACUGAGUGGGAAGAAAAGUGGAGGCAGCUCAGGGGGCAGUGGAAGUGGAGAUGAUGCAGUCAUAGAGCUCACAGACUCAAACUUUGACAAACUUGUUAAAAAGUCUGAUGAAAUGUGGCUUGUUGAGUUCUUUGCUCCAUGGUGCGGUCAUUGCAAGAACUUAGCCCCACACUGGGCAGAGGCAGCAGGUAAACUGAAAGGCGUCAUGAAGCUUGGUGCUUUGGAUGCUACAGUUCACACUGUGAAAGCCAGUGAGUAUGGAAUCCAAGGCUUCCCUACAAUUAAGUUCUUCCACAAUGGAGAAGUCACGGAGUAUGAUGGAGGAAGAACAGCUUCAGACAUCAUUGCAUGGGCAACUGAUAAAGCUGCAGCCAAUAUUCCAGCACCUGAAGUUAAGGAGCUCACAUCACCCACUGGGUUUGAUGAGGCCUGCAAAGAACAUCCCAUUUGUGUCAUUGCUGUCCUCCCACACAUCCUUGAUUGCCAGAGCAAGUGUCGCCAAGGCUACAUUGAUAUGCUCACCAAACUCGGAGACAAGUACAAGCAGAAGCAAUGGGGCUGGAUCUGGUCAGAAGCCAUGGCUCAGCCAAGGAUGGAAGAGGCUCUUGAUAUCGGUGGAUUUGGAUACCCUGCACUGGCUGCCCUCAAUGCCAAGAAAAUGCAGUUUGCCCUCCUGAGAGGAUCCUUCAGCAGCGAUGGAGUCAACGAGUUCCUGAGGGAUAUCUCGUACGGCAGAGGCAGAACGGCGCCAGUCAAGGGAGGGGAACUCCCUAAAAUUUCAAAAUCGGAACCCUGGGAUGGCAAAGAUGGAGCUCUUCCUAUGGAUGACGACAUUGAUCUCUCUGAUGUAGAAUUAGAUGACAUUGAAACUUCUAAAACCGAACACUCAAACUUUGACAAACUUGUUAAAAAGUCUGAUGAAAUGUGGCUUGUUGAGUUCUUUGCUCCAUGGUGCGGUCAUUGCAAGAACUUAGCCCCACACUGGGCAGAGGCAGCAGGUAAACUGAAAGGCGUCAUGAAGCUUGGUGCUUUGGAUGCUACAGUUCACACUGUGAAAGCCAGUGAGUAUGGAAUCCAAGGCUUCCCCACAAUUAAGUUCUUCCACAAUGGAGAAGUCACGGAGUAUGAUGGAGGAAGAACAGCUUCAGACAUCAUUGCAUGGGCAACUGAUAAAGCUGCAGCCAAUAUUCCAGCACCUGAAGUUAAGGAGCUCACAUCACCCACUGGGUUUGAUGAGGCCUGCAAAGAACAUCCCAUUUGUGUCAUUGCUGUCCUCCCACACAUCCUUGAUUGCCAGAGCAAGUGUCGCCAAGGCUACAUUGAUAUGCUCACCAGACUCGGAGACAAGUACAAGCAGAAGCAAUGGGGCUGGAUCUGGUCAGAAGCCAUGGCUCAGCCAAGGAUGGAAGAGGCUCUCGAUAUCGGUGGAUUUGGAUACCCUGCACUGGCUGCCCUCAAUGCCAAGAAGAUGCAGUUUGCCCUCCUGAGAGGAUCCUUCAGCAGCGAUGGAGUCAACGAGUUCCUGAGGGAUAUCUCGUACGGCAGAGGCAGAACGGCGCCUGUCAAGGGAGGGGAACUCCCUAAAAUUUCUAAAUCGGAACCAUGGGAUGGCAAAGAUGGAGCUCUUCCUAUGGAUGACGACAUUGAUCUCUCUGAUGUAGAAUUAGAUGACAUUGAAACUUCUAAAACCGAACUUUGAACUCCUUCUUCCGUAUGCGUUAGUCAUUUCUAAUAAUACCGGUAUGUGUUAAGUACUUAGAGAUGUCAUCUCACAGCUAGGGAAUCAGUAACAAGAAAUUUUUGUAUAAAUUAUAAAUCGUUAAGAAACAAGCUUAAUAAUUAUGAUGAAUUAUUUAACGUUUAAGUUUAACGUUUUUAGUUUGGAUCCUGGAAUGAUCAGAUUAUGUAUCAAGGUGCUCAUUUAUCUCCUCUCUAGAACAUUGAAUAGUUUUUAUCUCCUUACUUUCAUGUACAGUACAGCCCAAUGUGCUCCCUGACGAGCCAUCGUAUUCUGUGAACAGUAUACAACUCAACAAAAUCACUGAUACGAUUGCGUAUCGUACAUACAAAUCGUACUGCUAUUUUCUUCAGUAAUGAGCAUAGUCUGCAGCGUCGACAUAGUUCUUUUGUGUUCUAAUAUCAGAGUUGUGCCGCUGUGUGAAUGACGGUCAUUUUGUUUAAUUUAUGUCUUGACGGGUAAAUUUGGCACUAACGACGUUUGGUUAUCUUAUUGUUGCUUGCCGCACUUCCUGUACUAGGAUGACUGAUGUUGCGUGAACUACAUGAUUUUUGUACUA